Molecule: messenger RNA, 1434 nt
Organism: Mesorhabditis spiculigera
Lineage: Eukaryota; Metazoa; Nematoda; Chromadorea; Rhabditida; Rhabditidae
Source: the annotation of a GenBank genome assembly
AUGGAUCUCGAAUUUCAGCAAGGAUUUUUGGACUACCAAUAUGUGGUGGCGCUACGAGAGGAGAAAAUAUCCCUGAAACAUCCAAAACUCCCGACGCAGGGCAUCCCGAAAAUCUUCAUGCUGAAAUGCCUGCUGUACGGAUUUUCGUGCGGGGCCACAAUGUCUAUGUGUCAGCUCGGCGCACUAAUAAACGCCCCGCUAAUGGUCCUCUUCAACAAAACAAGCCGCGAAGUUUUUGGCGUGGAUGAUGGAGGUAUUCUACUGCUGUCCGCCGGAAGCUGGAUGGGAAUGGCCGGGAUGUUCUUCUCCCUGGCAGCAGUCAUACCACUUAUGGAUUUCUUGGGACGAAAAGUCGUUUGUGUCUAUAUCAAAUUCACGUUCACAGCGCUGGGAAGUGCCCUCUUCGUCUUGUCGUGGCUGGUACAAAAUGGCUUACUGUACCUCCUUGGCGUCGCCUGCCUCGUCGUUCCAUUCGCCGUUGUGGCCCUCGGAGAUAUCAUAUUUUUGAGCGAAAUCGCCCCUUCGAACCAUAAAGCCUUCUUCGCGAUGCUGUCCUUCUCGUUCGUGACGGUGAGCGCCCAGAUCUGCACCGUACUCGCCCGGGAGGACAUGCUUGGGACCCCGGAAAAAUGGGGGUAUAUCCCGCUAUUUGGACAGGCCUUGAAUAUGGUGAUGCUCUUCGUCGGUCACAGCUUGCCGGAUCCGGAGCAAGAGAAAUUAAUGGACCAAAUGUCGCUCGCCAAAUUCUACCAGCAACACUUUGGGAAAUUCGCCGGCUUCCUCCGGAAUCGAAACGGGCUGACUGAGAAACUGCUGUUAGUGAUGGCGAUCGACCUAUUUGCCGUGAUGAACAUCUCGCUCGUCGAGGGCAUCUUCCUGAUCCCGAUCUACCGCGGCGAGGGAAUGGAUGUUAAUGAGAUCCUCUCCAUGGGCCUAAUCGUGUUCGCGGUGCUGAUGCCGUUCCGCUGGAUCGGGCCGAUGAUACUCACAAAAAUCGACAACCGAAAAAUUUUCCACUACGCGCUGCCAGUCUUCGCGCUCAAGUCGGCGCUGCACCUCGUCAACUCGUGGACAAAAAUCGAGGCACUGUGCUACGUCAACCAGUUUCUGGAGAAAAUCGUCGAAGCGACUGGACUCCCCGCCAUCAGCUAUAUUAUUGCUACGGAAAUAUUUGCGCCUGAAGUUCUGGUGAUUGCUACGCAGCUAGUAAUGGUGAAUUCCACCGUCUUCAUGUCGAUCCUCACCUCCUUGGCCCCAUUCACAUUCGGCACCUGUCUACCGUACUACCUCGUGCUCAUCACCGUCUUCUCAGCCGUCGCCGCCAAGUUUGCCAUCCGGUUUUGGCGUACAGUAGAUGAACAAGGCCCCGAGUCCGAGGUGCUCCUCCGGAAAUGCAGCCCGCCGCCUGGAUACUCGGAAAAAGAGCUUCUAAUA